Molecule: messenger RNA, 1288 nt
Organism: Arachis duranensis
Lineage: Eukaryota; Viridiplantae; Streptophyta; Magnoliopsida; Fabales; Fabaceae
Exons: 7
Coding region: 570-929 (119 amino acids)
Source: RefSeq, a predicted model, not a curated record
AAGUAGCGACUCGCCACAGACACACAUGUCCAAAACCAAAACCCCAAGAAAUUUCGAAAAGAAAAUGACACCUUUUGUUAGUUCUUGAAGGUGAAUGCUUGUUUUAAUUCAUACCCAUUUUCCAAAAUCGUAACUUUGAGUUCUCUGCUACGUUUGCUCCUUCGGUUGAUCUCUUUUUUCAGCUAUCUGCAGCUACCGUGAGCUAAAGCACGAUAAGGAUCCAGAUUGAGUUGAAUGCUUUAGCAACAAGGAUUUCUCAUCGGGAUAAUUCUAGUAGAAAAUGAACUCUGUUUGGACAAAAGUUGGCAUCCCUUUAUUUGAACUAACUGGAAAUGAAUGCCAAUAUGCAUUUGUUAUUGCCAAAAGUUUGAGCUUGCAAGGUCCCGAACUUGAACACAUAGUAGGUACAUGAAGCAGUAAAUAUGCGAAAGUAUUUUCCAGAUCCUCUGACAUUCACAGGGCAAUAACUGUAAGGAAACUUGGAGGUACUUAUAGUCUUUACAAGGAAGCAGUUUUUAGUGUAUUUAUUGUAUAAUUAUUGUGGGGAAUGGUCGUUCCCUUCGGAUGUGAUGGAGGUCUGCAUUGAAAGUUCCCAUUCCAAUGGGAAACAAAUCUUGAAGCAUUCUAAAUCUGCAGAUGAAGCAAAAAGAUCCGGUGAUAAGGCCAGCUUAAGUUCUCAUUCCAAUGGGAAGCAAUCUUCCACUUUCAUUAAUCAUGCUGCAAUUGCUUGGCAUGAGAAUAGAAGGAAGUGGAUCGGUGAUAAGUCUCAAAAUCAACCAAGAAUAGCUAAGGAACCUGUUAUUAGUUGGUCGACAUCGUACGAAGAGCUGCUUUCCACUAACGAACCUUUUUCAGAGCCGAUACCCUUACCGGAAAUGGUAGAUUUCUUGGUUGAUGUUUGGCUUGAUGAGGAAGGCUUCUUUGACUAGAUUGUUGGCAACUUCUUAGAUACAUGAAUGAUUGGCAACUCAGAAAAAAGAAACUGUGUAAAGCCUUUCUAACCUGUGUUCUCACUUCACUUACUGAUCAAUGAUCAUGAUAUGUUUUAGAGAGGGAAGGAGCUAGUUCUUGAGGAUCCUUAUAGUUUCACUCUUGAGGGUUGAUGGGUUAUUAUUAUUUUCCCCAAUUGAUCUAAUACCAUUCCAUUGUUUGAUGAUGGGAAAUGAGUAAAUAUAUAUUCACAUAAUGUAUCUAUUCAGUUUAUUUGUGUCUGAUGAGCCAUCAGCUAACAUACAAAACAUGUUCAUGAUGAUAUUAAAUCCAUUUUGUAAUCAAUACUUCUUAAACA